UGGCCGGCUAGCUAGCGCUCCGGGGCUCGCUGGCUCAGUAAACUAGUAAAUCCAGUAAAGGAAAAACUUGAGACUGAAAGGUUUUAACAGUCAUCCAAAUGACUGAACGUAAACAUUGCUACAGUAACAUAGUAGCUACUGUUGUUGACAUUAGCUAGCUUGCCGUCCAAAAUGGCAGACACCGGGGCGUCACGUGACCCUGUGACGUCAGGUGAAAUACCUCAAUAGCAGGAAUUGGAAUACACCCUACUAAAGCCUGAUUGUCGCAGCUGGUGAAUUUCAAAAUGCAAUCUGGACGUGAGGACACUUUAGAAGAACGAUAUGCAAUAAAAUUCUGUUUUAAACUUGGAAAAACUGCCACAGAAACGUAUGGAAUGCUUCAGACUGCUUAUGGACCAUCUUGCAUGAAUCGAGCAUCGGUUUUUGAGUGGCACAAGAGAUUCAAGGAAGGCAGGGAGUCUGUGAGGGAUGAUGAGAGGUGUGGGAGGAGUAGGGAAGUCAGAACACCAGAGUUGAUUGGCCAAAUAAGUAAUUUCAUGGAUACGGACCGUCGUGUGUCUAUAGAGACAGUAAGUGCACAGUUUGGUGUCAGUGUGGGAACUGUACACACAAUUAUUCACGAGGAACUGAAGAUGCGGAAGAUUUGCGCGAAGUUUGUCCCAAGGGUGCUCAGUGAAGAUCAGAAAGAAAGACGUUGUAAUGACAGCAGGGAGAUGGUCAAGCUCAUUAAUUCAGAUCCCCAAGUUCUUGAUGCCCUGGUUACCUGCGAUGAAAGCUGGAUCUACUGCUAUGACCCAGAGACCAAGAGACAGAGUUCCCAGUGGAAGCAUGCUGGCUCUCCCAGACCCAAGAAGGCCAGACAGAGCAAAUCCACCCAGAAACUCAUGAUGAUCCCUUUUUUUGACAGCACGGGCAUGAUCUACAUGCACUGGGUUCCCACUGGACAGACAGUCAACAAGGAAUACUAUGUUGAGGUUUUAAGGGAGUUCAGGAAGAGAUUCCGUCGGAAGAGGCCAGCACUCUUCAAAUCGGGUCAGUGGCAUUUCCACCAGGACAAUGCACCAGUCCACAACUCCAUCCUUGUCAUGACCCAGAUGGGCAUCAAGACAGUUCCUCACCCUCCCUACAGCCCAGACCUUGCUCCCUGUGACUUUUGGUUAUUCCCUAAGCUCAAGGAAAACCUCAGAGGCAGUUGUUAUGAGACAAUUGAGGAGAUGAAAGAGGCUGUGACGAGGGUCAUUGACACGCUCACACGAGGACUUCCAGGGGGCCUUCCAGAAGUUGUUGGAACGAUUUUUGAAUAAGCGAGGGCCAACGAUUUAGUGAAAAAUGGAGAAAACAGAAAAUCGUGCAGUCAUUAAGUACCUGCAUUUGAAAGGCAUGACUGCCUCAGAAAUUCAUGAAGACAUGGUGAGAACCUUAGCCGAGAAUGCCCCUUCAUAUGCUACAGUCACACGUUGGAUCAGAGAAUUCAAGCGUGGCAGAGACAAUGUUGAAGAUGACCCAAGGUCAGGAAGACCCCCAACUGCAACAACCAAGGAUAACCUUGACCUUGCUCUGCAGAUGGUCAUGCAAGAUUGUCGGAUAUCAUGUCGUCAGAUAGCAGAGAGACUUGGGAUAUCCAUUGAGCGAGCAGACAAAAUUUUGACCAAAGAACUGGGAUUCUCAAAGGUUUCUGCAAGGUGGGUCCCUUGUCUUUUGACACCUGAACAGAAACGCACCAGGUGCACUGUGUCCACGAGCAAUCUUGAACUGUUUGAAGCUGAUGAAGACAAUUUCCUUGCUCGAUUCAUCACUAUGGAUGAAAGCUAGGUUCAUCACUACCAACCCGAAACCAAAGAACAAUCAAAGCAGUGGAAGCACACAUCAUCUCCGACUCCAAAGAAGGCCAAGGUCGUUCCUUCAGCUGGCAAGGUCAUGGCUUCGGUUUUCUGGGAUUCCCAGGGUGUCAUACUGGUCGAAUACCUUGAGAAGGGCCACACAAUGACUGGACAGCAUUAUUCUGGACAAGUGAAGCGCCUACGGGAAGCAAUCAAAGAAAAAAGGCCAGGAAUGCUCACAAGAGGAAUCCUCUUCCACCAAGACAAUGCACCAGCCCACACCUCAUUGGUUGCCAUGGCAACAAUUCACGAUUGUGGAUUCGAACUUGUUCCUCAUCCACCUUAUUCGCCAGACCUGGCCCCCUCCGACUUCCAUCUGUUCCCCCAAAUGAAAAAAGCCUUGGCUGGUUGCCAUUUUGCCAGUGAUGACGCCAUAGCUGCAGUCGAGGGGUUUCUUGAGUCCCAAACAAAGGACUACUUCUACACCAGGAUAAAAGCGCUUCAGCACCGUUGGAGCAAGUGCUCAGCCCUUGAGGGGGACUAUGUUGAUCUGUAGAUCUGCUGGAACGAUAGGCAAACUGUAGCAGAUCCAAGGUAGCAGGCAGGGAGGAGGUGAUGAGGGGUUUGACUAGCCUUUCGAAACAUUUCGUCACCACAGAUGUUAGGGCUAUGGGGCGGUAGUCGUUCAGGCAUCUGGGCUAGGGUUUCUUAGGCACAGGAACUGUAACAGACUGUUUGAAGCCGGUGGGACAAUGCACUGAGAAAGGUAGAGGUUGAAUAUUACCAUGAGGACACUUGCUAGCUGGUUAGUACAAGACUUAAGGACACGACCUGUGAUCCCAUCCGGACCUGCUGCCCUCCUGGGAUUCACUCUCUCGAGUGCCAUCCUCACGUCGUGCUCCAUCACUGUGAGCGCCGUCUCCUCUCUGCUAGUGAUUGUCGGCUCGUUGGCAGGUCGUCUCGAAGCGGGCAUAAAAGUUGUUCAGUUCAUUGGCGAGAGAUUUGCUGCCGUUUGUCAAAGGAGCGCGAGCUGAUUUAUAGUCCGUGAUGAUCCGUAGUCCUUGCCAUAGCCCCCUGGGAUCCUGCUGGUACAGAUGAUCCUCCAGCUUCCUCCCAUGCCGUCGUUUAGCCUCCUUCACUGCUUUGCGAACGUUGUAAGAAGCAGCCUUAUAUUCCUCCAUGUUCCCGGUUAACAGCCCGGUGUUUUAGGCAGCGGUGCGUGAUCUCAGAGCUAGGGCCUCCAAUUUUCCGCGAUCGUGAAAAACGGACGGAAAUUGGGGUCAGAAAUGGAAUUAGUUUUCAGAAACGGAAUCUACGGAGCCCCUCUGGUGACAUGGGUGAAAAAAAAAAAUUCAGUGGCCACGAGUUAAUAAUGCGUGGGAACAAGAUCCUAUUCCGUGGCCACGACUUGCUUAAUGCGUGGGAACGAGAUGAUUAUUGGGUGGCCACUAGUGAUGCGCGGAUCGACCCAUAACCCGUGGAUAUCCGCGGGUUGACCCGCGAGUCGGGCGGAUUUGGGUAUUAAUUUUUCUAAAUAGUGCGGGUGCGGGCGGGGCGGGUCAGAAAUAGCAAAAAUUUCUCUCAUACAUUUCUCAGUUGGGAAUUUUAUGAGAUAUAGGUGCAAUAAGCAUUUUGCAUUAUAGAUGUUCUAAAUCGCAUGCAACAAUCUAUGACUGUUACAAGUGCAGACCUGCAGUAUCUUGCACUCAAAGCUCUCACACGUACUGUUCUCAGUCUGGAUAAACGGAGGUAUUAGAUGUCUAUCUUGGGUUUCCUUCUCACAUUUUAUUCUGUGUUCUGUAAUAUUUUUUCCUUUUGAAAACGGAGAUAUAAAUUAUGUAGCCUACUGGCGUAGUUUUUAAUAACGUGUUUUCAAUGGUUUAUCCCAAAACGGUAUCCGUACACUGUACGGCGUACAGCUUUUGUUUACACCGCCAAAACUUCUCAGAGACCUCCGAUGAAGAUGGCUGACUCGAUCAGAGAGAAGUUAAAAAAGGGCGAUGCAAAGGUUGUACGGAAAGUUGAUCAAAAAAGCAAGGUGUGGGAUGAUUUUGGACAAGUCGUCUUGUCGGAUGACACCGUUGCAGACUUUGUCAUGUGCUUUCAUUGUGAGGCACUGUACAAAUACAAUGGACAUAAAACAGGUACAUCUAACCUGCUUCGACAUUCAUGUCGUGGUUCGGCACCACAGCCUAACAAGCCUUCCCCACACAUCCAUGCAGAACAGUCCUUAAUGUCAUCAUUUAUGAAAGGCAAGGUGCCACUUGCUGCAAAGUCGAAAGUAGUGGAUGACUUCGUAGCAUUCUGCUGCUCAGAUUUACGUCCGUUUGAUAUUGUGUCUGGACAGGGAUUUUCACGCGUGGCACAAGGGUUUGUAAAUAUAGGUGCACGGUUUGGAUCAGUGGACAUAAACUCUGUCCUACCACAUAGGCAAACCAUUUGCGACAGGGCCAAAGAGCAGGUCAAGACUGAAAAGGAGAGGCUAAUCCAACAGAUAAAAAAGGCCAUGGAAAAUGGAAUAGGCAUCACAACAGGCAUGUGGACUGACAGUAUUAAUAUGAGGUCGUACACAGUGCUCACGUGUCAUUUCAUUACUGAAGAUUGGAAACUGUCAAGUCGCGUGAUUUCCACAUUGGAAUUUGACCACACACUAAGAAAAACAGCACCAAACAUACACGAACAGAUCACCAAAGAACUUCUUGAAGUUGGCAUAUCACCUGAUAAUCUGUCAAAGGUUGUCUUUGUGAGUGACCAAGGCCCCAACAUUAAGGCUGCACUCAAGAAUUAUUCUUGGAUACCCUGCGCAGCGCAUGUUAUCAACACCAUCCUGAAACAUACAUUCGACAAAAGGGACGCCAGCGCUCGAAACUAACGGUGUCCCGGGGACCAUAAAAAAUGUCAUCGGGACACAAAAUUAUCAUAUCUGGGACAAUCCCGGGACAAUGGAAAAAAAUAGAUCUAGAAAAAAGUUCUACAUUAAUAUUAUUUACAAAGCCGUAACACAUACGUAGACAUUCACCUAAUUUGUCAAUUUUAAUUUUAAAACGUUAACAGCGAAAAAUACAUUAGUAGCUACACUUUCGAUGCACCUGCAUCCGUAGGCUACAGAGCAGCGCAUUCUGUUCUAGAAUCUUCGGCCGGAGUCUGCAUUAUAUGGACUUGGAAUGGAAUUGCUACCGCACACGCUGCGCCGACUCUUGCCAGAACAAAAAUGCUUAAGUGGUUGAAGCGGACCGACCGCGGGGAAGAAACUGAAAGCCCAGACAUAACGUCUCCGGGACCUUCAGGAUCCAAAGUGUCAUCGCCUGGUCUGCAGGCAACGCUAGCAACUGAAUGAACACUGUUAGACACGUUAUAAAAUACAACAGGAAUGAUGUGGAUGAUAUUGACGGAAGAUACCGUUCAGCAGAAUAAGUGAGUUUUCUUGGUGUCUUUCUAGUUCAGAAAGUUUAGUCAGUCAGCAGCACAACUAGGCUCGGACCUGCUGGCACGAUGUUGAUGUUGCUAACAUUUGCACCCACGUUUCGGCAGCGAAAGUUCAUAAAAAUGGAUAACGGUAAUGGAUAACGGAAAGUUCAUAAAAAUGGAUAACGGAAAGUUCAUAAAAAUGGAUAACGGUAAUGGUGAAAAUUAUAAGUUGGCCUUAUAAGUGCCAACAGAUAUUCAAGGUAUAAGUAGAUGAAAUGAACAUAAAAGGGGUCUUAUUUUCAACUAAAGUGUACUGCAGAUGUAGUGAGUUGAAACAUUUUCUGAAUGAGCUAGUUGGCCCCUUUAAAUAAACGGGUAUCUAUUCAUACAGUGAGAUCGCCAAAGUUUAAUAAACUGAAAAUGCAAUAACUGUAAUUUUGAAGUAGAUGAUGUAUAGGACAUGUGUCACUUGUGUCUUGUGACUUAUUGUAAAAAUGAUAUAAAGGGUUCAAAAUCGCAUAGUUACAAAUAUAAUAGUAACUUCAUAUGAUAAUAUUAACCACUGGUUAUUUCAGAGAGGAAAAAAAUGGGGACACUAUUGCUUCCAUUCGGGACAAUACAAAACAGAAUUCGGGACCACUGGGGGACACAAAGAAAAAAAGUUAAUUUCGAGCCCUGAGGGACGCGCCAGAUUGUAUGGUCGACGUAACUGACCAAAUUAAUCAGUGCAAGCACCUGGUUGCUUACCUUAAAAAAUCUGGAAGCGCACACAUCCUUCCGCAUGCUGUGGUUCAGGAAAGCAAGACUCGGUGGAAUACUAAAGCGGAGAUGUUGAACUCGAUUGCGAGGCAACACAGUGAGAUUAGAGAACUGCUCCAAGGCAAGGGUCAAGAACACCGAAUCGAGGGCAUACAGGUGGAGGUCCUCACUGCAGUUGGCGAAUUUUUGACCCCUUUCAAACAUGCUUCAGAGGACAUGGAGGGAGACCGAUACCCAACUAUCAACUCAGUUUUGUUAUGGUACCACAGGCUGCGGAUGCACUGUGAGCCUAGGUGCGGGGACCCACUGUACAUGGAGCACAUUCGCAGACGUGCCGGAGAGCUCUUGAAUGACAAGAUGACCAUCACCCCUAUCCAUAAAAUUGCCACUUUCCUCUCACCGCGAUUCAAGAGCCUAAAGAUGCUCUCACCAGAUGAAAGCUUGGUAGUCCAAGCUGAAGCCAGGAGACUGACUACAGCCCUCAUUCCAGCUCUGCAAGCUCAGACUGCGCAAAAGCAAGCAGCAGACGACACAAGCGAAACACAGAGAGAAGCAGAAGCUAUAGGCCCAACCAUGCGAGAAAAUUUACUGAAAAGGCGCAGGAUGUUCCUGGAAUGGGAAGACACGCUGGAUCUUAUAGAGCCGGAUGAAGUACAGCAUUGUAUGCAGUCACACUUCAGCCUUGAUGAAUGUAAUGAAGACGUCCUUGGCUUUUGGGGGGCUCAUUGUCAUGAUUUCCCUCUAAUGUCGAUGCUGGCAAGAGCGGUGCUUUGCGUUCCUGCAACCAGCGCUUCGAGCAAGCGUGCGUUCAGUUCGGUAGGUCGCGUGUUGGAAGCGCGCCGAAAUAGGCUAAACCCAGGGACGGUGGAUGCCAUUCUCUUUCUCCAUAGCGCUUCCAAACAGUUGUCAUAAAUAGCCUACAAUCGGCCAGUAUUUUUUUUUUCAGUUUUGUAGUUUUCAAUUUGUAGGAUAACCUAGUUUGGCGAAAUACCACGGUUAUUAAAUGGGCAAAAUUGCGUGAAAAGGCCUACAAAAGUUAAAUUUGUCAGAUCUGAUGUUUAAAUCGUUUGAGUCAGUUACUGUUGAAAACUAGUGUUUUGUGAUACAAGGGAUCUUGUGUCUGUGUGCGCAAGAGAGCGAUGUCUUUCAUCCAAUGUUUCACAAUCCUACAAUAAAGAAUGGUGUAAAAUCCA
Molecule: messenger RNA, 7180 nt
Organism: Neoarius graeffei (lesser salmon catfish)
Lineage: Eukaryota; Metazoa; Chordata; Actinopteri; Siluriformes; Ariidae
Product: histone-lysine N-methyltransferase SETMAR-like
Exons: 4
Coding region: 285-1304 (339 amino acids)
Molecular function (GO): nucleic acid binding; protein dimerization activity
Source: RefSeq, a predicted model, not a curated record